Exophiala bonariae is the source of this 1389-nucleotide messenger RNA. RefSeq lists its product as uncharacterized. The coding region runs from base 1 to 1389 and encodes 462 amino acids. Lineage: Eukaryota; Fungi; Ascomycota; Eurotiomycetes; Chaetothyriales; Herpotrichiellaceae. The transcript has 5 exons. The record is from RefSeq and is a predicted model, not a curated record.
AUGCAAGCCCUCUCCAUUUACCUUCUCGUCCGUAUGGGCGAAGGCGAGACGGACCACCAGACCCAUGAUUCUCUCUUACUGGCAACGGUGACGGUAAACAACUGUGUCACUGCGAUAUCACAUGCGAACCCUGGCCCUCUUCAAGCAGCUACAAUCUCGAAAGCAGCUGGGAAAAUUGGAUUUUUGAGGAAUCAAGACGAAGUUAUCUAUAGUGUUGUGAAUUUGCUGGUCUACGAGUCAGUAGUACCAUGUGAUCCAAAAACUGAGCUUAUUCUAGCACCACUACCAGCGAAGAAACAGCUAUGGGAAGCAGGGGAUGCUAUGUUAUGGAAGGCAGAAGUCGAGAGAGAACAUGGAGCUCCGACUGACUUUGCAUUGGCUGCAAGUGGUGAGCUGGUUAAACUAGCCGAAGGCUAUCAUAGCUUACAGAUCUGGGAAGAGGCUCUGGUUCAAGCAAGGUCGCCCAGCACGACGCCAAUUCAGCUCCUCCUAGCUGCCAAUAAUUCCACCCAUAAAACUUUAAAAUACCUGGAGCUCACCACCAUCUGCAGUGAGGCAGAUAAGCGAUACCAGAACAAUUGCUGUUGUCACGGUGGCGGCAGUGGUAUGAACGUUCGCGUUCUGGUGGUUGACGGCGUGUCAAAUCUUCCUGCUGAAGCAGACGGCGCCAUCGUUGUUGGUGGUUCGAAUGCCGCGAUUUCCGCGACAUAUUUCUCGGCAAAAGCUGGCGCUCGCGCUGCUAUACAUCACGACUGCGGCAUUGGUCGAGAUGAAGCAGGGGUCAGAGGCCUGCUUUGGGCAGAACACCACGGCAUGGCUAUGGCCGCCGUGGCUACCGACAGCGCCCGUGUCGGCGACGGUGCAGACAUGUUCCAACGGGGGAUCAUCAGUCGAGUCAAUAAACUUGCGGCUAUGUGUGGCGUAAAGAACGGCCAAACUGUCGAACAAGCAGUGGAGCUCUUGAGAUCCGCGCCUUGGCCUCAUGCCAACGUGGAAGCACUUGUUGAGGGACGCGCCUUUAUCCACGGCGUCCUUUGCAUAGAUUCCAUCUCGCUCGCGACUUUGGGGCAUGCAGGCUUGGUCGUGGCGAGCGGUAGCCAUGGCGGUGCAAUCGCGGCUGGAAUGACGCGUUCAUUUAGGCCACGCCUUGUUUUCUUCAAUGAUGCCGGCUUCGGGGCUGAUCGUGCAGGUGCUGCCUCCCUUCCUGUUCUCGAUUCUGAGGGUGUUGCCGCUGCUACAGUCGCCGCGGACUCGGCGUGCAUCGGCGACGGCAGGUCGACGCUGACAGAGGGCAUUAUCUCUGCCGUGAAUGAAACAGCAUACCGACUCGGCGCUAGGGUUGGGGACACAGCCCUUGAAGUGGCGCGCAUCGCGUUGGAAAGGGUCUGA